UUUCCCUUCUUAAUACUCACUGAUCAAUAACCUCCUCAGUUUUUAAUGCCAAUAUUUAAUAACCGUGAAUAAUUCUAUGGUAGAACCGUUGUAAUCUAAAACCAUAGCGUUUGAACUCUGCGUUGACAUUAUAUUUCCAUUCAGCAGAUUUUUUUUUGAAUCUUGACAGUUGAUUACAAAAAUAAAUACCGAUUGGACAGUCCUAAGCACGUGAGAAAUUUCUAAGCAGACACAGAAAUUCACUUUGAACCGUGGACGCGUGACGGUCUUCCGUGGCAAUAAUGGCACGCGUGUGGCAUGCGAGUAUUGGGCUCGUGGCGGCGAGCGCCAUGAUGGCAGCCGUGGCAGCCUCGUGGGUCAACACUAACGUCUUCGACAAUUCCGAGUCUGAUAAAUGGGCAUCCGACAUGUGCUCGACCAACACCACAUGCAAUGCGACAGCAAAGCGCUGCUUCUGGCAGCUGAGACAAGCGCAGGCUUUCGUCCAGUCGCUCGAACGGAACGAGUCUGAUUCUCUGGUCGACCGAUGCAACGACAGGCGCCAGAACUUCGACACGUGCGCCCUGGCAGCUAACUUGAACGUCACUUGGAGCUCUCUCACUGGCUCGAAUGUAACAUGCGACUUAUCUUUCCGUCAUGGGCCGAGGUCAUUUUUCCCUCCUCGUGGCCCGCGUCCUCGACGAACAGCCGAAAACGUUUCCCCCUUACAGAGUACCGAUCUCAGUUUACCCUCUCUAGUGUCCUCGAUCAGGUUUCGUCCUAAACGAGCACUCGAAGGUGUUUCCUACCCUCGCGAUCUCGUGCCUGGUCUCUCUCUAGCGCCCUCCGUCUUCCGCCGCGCUCGAGACACACGUCACGGUCGACGUCCGGGACCCCGGGGCGGACCCAACGGCAAGCGAUCUUGGGGAAGCGUCGCUGAGUUCCUCGAAAACCUGGAAACUGAAGACCCGGCCGCCCUGCAGAACUACACACUCUGCGUCCUGAAGGAGGAAGGACUGGUUUUGCCAGACGGUCAAGUGAAUCGCACGGCCUUCCAAACCUUGGCCACCGUGGCCUUCAUCACCGAGCCUGUGGUGGCCACUGCUGUGAAGGACGCUAUGGGCACCUGCGAGGCCGCGUCUGUCCCAAACCAGCUCACCGAUUACAUGAAGUGCUGGGCCACGGCAUGCGUCGGGGCGAAGAUGCCGUGACCAACGAAGCGAGUUCCCCGGAGCAAAUGCCGUUGAAACAACGUUGAUUAUGAAUUGAUUUCGUUGAAACACAUGAUUCAAUCGACGUAAUUUCAACGCCAAACGACUUUUAGGAAACCACUGCGGAGGAGGCUCUGUGGUUGACAUCUGAAGAGCACCACUUCCAUGUGGCGAUAUUAACCCGUUACCGGCUACUCAAACAAUACAUAGAUUAAUACAUAGUAUUUUCUCUAAAUCACUUCAGAAAUUUUCAGAUCACUUCCAUUUGAUGUGCAAGCUUUAAUUAUUGAUAUCUAUAGCAGUAUAAUCCGCAAAAAUUAUGCGAUUUUCCCAUCGUAAUGCGACUCACUAUUAAAAAAAAGAAAUUUCUAAUUAUAUUUUACAUCAGAUAAUCUUAUUAUAAAUUUGAUAGAAUAAAUUUAAGUGACGUGUUGCUUUAACUUUUAGUAAACAAGUUCCCUGCAA
This is a messenger RNA of Hyalella azteca, 1655 nucleotides long. RefSeq lists its product as uncharacterized. The transcript is spliced from 6 exons. The record is from RefSeq and is a predicted model, not a curated record. NCBI's taxonomy places the organism in Eukaryota, Metazoa, Arthropoda, Malacostraca, Amphipoda, Hyalellidae. Bases 282 to 1190 code for a protein of 302 amino acids.